This is a messenger RNA of Mizuhopecten yessoensis (Yesso scallop), 1408 nucleotides long. Its product is annotated as boophilin-G2-like. The record is from RefSeq and is a predicted model, not a curated record. NCBI's taxonomy places the organism in Eukaryota, Metazoa, Mollusca, Bivalvia, Pectinida, Pectinidae. The transcript has 3 exons. The coding region runs from base 125 to 577 and encodes 150 amino acids. Gene Ontology annotation, molecular function: serine-type endopeptidase inhibitor activity.
ACACACACAUAUAUAUAGCCAUACCACGGUGUGUAUAUACAGGCUGUGUUGUCUUAAUCCUUCUAAAGGUUACAAGGACUGAUCAGACAAGGACAUUAUCGGUGAAUAUUACUUUCCUCAGUAGAUGUUUAACAUGGCGUGGCUGUGGGCGUUAGUAUGGAUAUCCUUGUGUAUGGUGCUGCCGAUGGCGCUGUCACAGAGAGUAUCGAGUUUACCGAACAGGUGUUAUCGUGAGCCAGAGCCGGCGUCGUGUAAGAUAGGUCGACCGCGGUACUACUUCAACGUGACGACGGAACUGUGUGAGUACACGCGGAACACACGGUGCUCGGGACGUCGGCCGACGUUCUUCUCCACAGCGUCCCAGUGUAUGCAGAGGUGUGGCUGUAGGGCGGACGCCGACCCAGGGCCGUGUGAUGGUUAUAGCACCAGGUUCUACUACAACAGCAGGUACAGGAUGUGUACACCUUUUGUCUUUGGAGGAUGUGGGGGGAACUUCAACAACUUCAAAACCUUCUUCGAGUGCCAAUGGUCGUGUAGACCAGGAUUCUUCUCCUUUGACUCCGACUUUGAAUUCUGAGACCAACAUGUCAUCGAGACACUUUCGCUUAAGUAACACUAAUAUUUAUCCGGUGUGUUCUGUAUCUGUGUACGUAAGUGUGGUUUUAAAGAGGAGCUUCCUGAUUUCUUUCGUUUGUGUUUCUACACAUCAUGAUCUAGUUCUGUUAUUAUCUUCUCGUAUAAAAUGAUAGAUCCAAUUUUGCUUAUGUGUUGAAGCUGUGAUAUAGUUUAUUGUUUGUUAUUGAUUUUGAAUAGUUUUCCUUGCGUGUUGUCGCUGUGGUACAAAAUGUAUAUAUGUAUAUACAUGUAUAGUAUCCUUCCAUGUUGACGCAAUGCCAUACUGUAUCCUUGUUUGUUGCCACUAAGAUAUUUCCUUUCUUUAAUAUUUAGUUAUCCGAUUCUCCUCUUGUAUGUGUAUGUAUACUAAUGCUUGUUCCUUUCUAACACAUAUGAUAAAAAAUAUUGUGUUAUCCAUUUUUUUCUGACGAUCAAUUCUGAAUUUCCUACGACUACAGUACUGGUAGUACAAUGUAUAGUUGAUAAAGAUACCGUACAUAUGUAGCCGAGGUCAAACCUUUUUAAAUAUAUAUAUAUAAGCAAUGUCGCGGAGAUAUCUAUCAUAUGAUUUACACACGUUUACUUUGUGUCAAUGUGCUAGUGUCAAACUCAUUCGGAAUACCCUUUCGUCAUAUUCUACGAAACUAUGGUCACGAACUGUUACUUUACCUCAUAUGUAUUUGCGUCACAACGUCCAUUUUUAGUCGAUUUAAAAUCUCGCCAAAAUUGGUUUGUCUGUUCAUCUCUAUUGCUUAAAUGGUGCAUUUAAAAAAAAAAUUGAAUUAAAACAAAA